AUGUCGACUCUAAACCUAGCAAAAUGGGCCACAGACCUCUCCCCCUCCCAAAUCCCCCCCUCAGUCCUCAAAGCCGCCCAACGUUCCCUCUACAACUACAUCGGCUGCACAAUAGGAGGAUGCACCCACCCGACAGUCCAAAAAGCUCGCGCGGCACUCCUACCAUUCUCCGGCCCUGCAACUUCCACACUUCUAGGUUCCACACACAUCUCCUCAUCAUCAUCAUCAUUGCAAAAAAUCAAUAAAUCAGAUGCGCAACAUGCAAGUCUACUARAUGGAAUUUCCUCACAUGUUCAUGAUUACGAUGAUACGCAUUUAGCGACUAUUAUCCAUCCCACUGGUCCCGUGGCAUCAGCACUCCUUGCAUUCAUCGAAUAUCAAUCCUCCACCCGCGAUAUUGUCAUCAGUGGGGAAGAACUUCUCACGGCGCUCAUAGCAGGAAUAGAAGUAUCUUGUAAACUCGGCUUGGCAGUCUGGCCCUCUCAUUAUGAUCUCGGCUGGCACAUCACCUCCACUACGGGCAGUAUAGGCGCCGCAGUCGCCGUGGGCAAAAUUCUGAAAUUGGAUGCGCAGCAAAUGGCGCAUGCGAUUGGGAUUUCUGCGACGCAGGUCACGGGAUUGAGGGAGAUGUUUGGGAGUGAUACGAAAUCUUUCCAUGUGGGACGUGCGACGCAGAAUGGACUUUUGGGUGCGGUGUUGGCGGGGCAGGGGUUUACGAGUUCGAUGACUGCGUUGGAAGCUAAGCGGGGAUGGGGCAAUGUUGUGGUUGGCAGUGGGGAGCCUCGAUUGGAAGGGUUGUUGGAGGAGUUGGGGACUGUGUGGGAAGUGGAGAGGAAUUCAUUUAAACCUUUUCCGUGUGGGAUUGUUUGUCAUCCGGCGAUUGAUGCUUGUAUUCAAUUGGCGCGGGAGAUGCGGUUGAGGGGAGAGGAGUAUGUUGCUGAGAUUGAAAAUGUGGAGAUGAGAGUCCAUCCGCUGGUUAUGGAGCUUACGGCGAAGAGAAGGCCUUUGGAUGGAUUACAGGCGAAAUUCUCCGUCUUUCAUGGAUGCGCUGUGGGGUUGAUGUAUGGGAAAGCGGGACCUGCAGAGUACGCGGAUGAGGUUGUUAUCAAUCCUACAGUGGUGGCUUUGAGAGAUACAAUCCAAGCUACUGCGGAUGAGAACGUCCAGGCCGACGAAGUGUUCCUCAAGGUGUUUUUGAAAGGUGGAGUGGUUGUGGAGAAGCAUGUGCUGCAUGCAGUCGGGUCCGUUGAGGUCCCUAUGACGGAUGAGCAACUUGGGGAGAAAUUUUUGGGUCAGGUCGAGCUUGUUGUGGGGAGUGUUCAGGCGAGAGAAGUUAGCGAGCUUGCAUGGAAGUUGGGCGUUGUUGAUGAUGUGGCUCGGCUGAUUGCGAGAUUGUAG
Molecule: messenger RNA, 1398 nt
Organism: Ramularia collo-cygni
Lineage: Eukaryota; Fungi; Ascomycota; Dothideomycetes; Mycosphaerellales; Mycosphaerellaceae
Product: related to immune-responsive protein 1
Exons: 1
Coding region: 1-1398 (465 amino acids)
Molecular function (GO): lyase activity
Source: RefSeq, a predicted model, not a curated record